CAGCCCGAUAACUUGACGGAGGAGAUCCCUUCUUUUGUGGUGGAUCCUUUACUCGGGUUUUGCAUUCGGGUCAGCCCGAUAAGGUGUAGGAAUAACAACACAGCGACACAACUCCUCUCUCGUUUCUUCGGUGGUGUUCUUCUUCGUCUUUCUCAGUGUGAUGCCAGCUUGAAAGCCAGUACAAGAGCAAAGAAUCACGCACAUAAAGAUAAAGCUUGACUACUGCAAUACCUAUGGUGGAAGUAUGGUGGUCCCUUUUGGGGGCGGCUAUUCCAGCUGUUUUUGCAGGGCAAGCGUGGAGGAUUAAGAGAAGGCGGGAUGAGGAGCAGAGAAUUAAGAGUGCAAGAGGCCGAGAAAAGAGUUCAGACGACAUUUUCGUUUGUGAAAGGAUUUGCACCUCAAAGCGCAUGUUAAAAAAGGUUGGUGCUUUCUCUAAGGAUCCAAUCCCAGAUACUUGUGUCACUGUCUGCGGAGUCUCAGAGCUUGAUGCAUGCACUGAUGCCUGUGCGCGGACUGUUUGUGUCAACCAGCAUCAUGUUCCGAACUGGAAUGAUGUUUGUCUUCGAAGAUGUCAAAGUGAAUGUCUUAAGCUCUCUGCAUCUCGUGCUUCGUAGGACAUAGGAACCAUUGGGUUUUGUUUCUGAAAAAUUAAGGUGGGUGGUAGAAGCAAGAAUUGCUGUAAAUGUUUGAAAAUUCCCAUUCAGCAGAUUGGUGGCUUGAAACAUUGAAGCUUUUUUGUUCUCUAUUAUUCUUUUCUUUAAAAUUUUGAAUAAUGUAGUGCACCAAAUAGAUGCUUCAUUCUAUUUAAAAUUGCUUAUGUGCAGAAGUAA
This is a messenger RNA of Spinacia oleracea (spinach), 830 nucleotides long. RefSeq lists its product as uncharacterized. The transcript is spliced from 2 exons. The record is from RefSeq and is a predicted model, not a curated record. Lineage: Eukaryota; Viridiplantae; Streptophyta; Magnoliopsida; Caryophyllales; Amaranthaceae. Bases 234 to 614 code for a protein of 126 amino acids.